Molecule: messenger RNA, 995 nt
Organism: Anopheles moucheti
Lineage: Eukaryota; Metazoa; Arthropoda; Insecta; Diptera; Culicidae
Product: histone H2A, sperm-like
Exons: 2
Coding region: 347-721 (124 amino acids)
Cellular component (GO): nucleosome
Molecular function (GO): protein heterodimerization activity; structural constituent of chromatin; DNA binding
Source: RefSeq, a predicted model, not a curated record
GGAUCGAAAUGCAUUUGAAUUAAUUACUCACCAGUUAAUUAACUCGAUAAUCGAAUAAUCUACAUAUUUGCAUUUAACCAAAUUGUUGGCCUUUGUUUAAAUUCAAACUUAUCACCAGGCGCAGAAUUGCGCAACUUCACUCGUUUGAAUAUUGCUUCAGUGUAAUUGGUGCGUACGGUGCGUAACACACGUGUAUGUAUGGGUGACGGAAUGUAAAACCGCGCGCAUUUUAGCAAUCAAAGGAGACGCUUCGCCAUCGUAGUCAGAACGCUCCGUGGAUCCAGUAGGCUGCAUAUUAACAUCGUCUGUGCCAUUCUUAAUCAGUUACAGCUAAUAUUUACCCAGUAUGAAGCAGUCCAAAUCUUCCCGUGCUGGACUCACAUUCAGCGUCGGGCGCGCAGCGUCAUCAUUGCGAAAGGGAAGGUACGCGGCACGCAUUGGUGUCGGAUCCUCCGUCUAUAUGGCGGCUGUGCUAGAGUACUUGGCGGCGGAGGUACUGGAACUGGCUGGAAACGCAGCUCGGGACAACAAAAAAUCUCGGCUCACACCGCGCCACAUUCAGCUGGCCGUCCGCAACGAUGAGGAGCUGAGCAAACUGUUGCAGGGAACCACCAUUUCGCAGGGUGGCGUCAUGCCGAACAUCAAUUCGGUGCUGUUGCCACGCAAAACCGGCACGAAAUCGUCUGAAGUCGCUGGAAACGGAAACAGCCAGGAGUAUUAAGGUGCAUUUCAAUCAAUUCUUACGAACGUCUAUGUUAAUUUAGUGAUAAGCGUUUUUUAAUGAUACUCAGGUGUACUUUAAUGCUGUUUGAGACAGAUCGGGAGAAAAGAACGAUAUGAUAGCAUUAUUUUUGUUUAAAGUUUUUAUAACACAUUCCUGUUCCGCCUGAUUUAUAAAUAGUCCAGAUUUUAUUCGAUCCAUGUUUCAAUAAUCUAUUUUCCGGAUAUGUAAGACCGAUCAGUAAAUUUUAUCACCUCUGAAUCAAUUGCUUGAG